UCAUGCAUUUUUUCCGGGUGCGGCACCCGGCACCGAAUGACAGCCAUUCACAGCUCAACUUAUCGGAACUUGUGGUUAUAGGUUAUAAUUUCUUCGAAGCUCUCAUUUUUAUUCCAGGCUUUCAAUCUCAAUUUCAAAGGAUUCCCUUAAGUGCCAAUAAGCGGAAGAAGAAGAAGAAGAAGAAGAAGAAGACAGCUCAACUUAAAGGAAAUAACCGCUGUGAUGAGAACCACGGAAGAGCAUUUCGGAAUAAUCCUCGAUUAUAGCGAGCAUCAUAGCGAGCUAAUAACGAAUAAAUUUGUCGGAGCCAGAGGCAAAGAAAAUUUGCACCGACAGUGGCAAGAGUUGGUGGACGUUUUGAAUGCCCUGCAGACUGAGACGAGGACAGUAAAACAAUGGAAACAGGUUGUCGCAGACUGGAAAUGCCGGGUAAAGAAGCAGUAUGCUGAAUUAAAGAAAGACUUCACAGCUACUGGAGGUGGGGUCCCGGUGAUGGAAAACCUCACAGAUCAGGAGAUACGCCUCCUAAAUAUAAUGGGCAUGACUGCAGCAGAUGGGGACGAAGGGCUACAGGAAUACGGCUUGGAAUUUGAAGAGACUGACGAAGUUAUUGAGGUUCUCUCCGCAGAGGAUACAGAAAGUCCGGGUACCAGCCAAAAUAAGAGGCCCCGAUCUGCCUCACUGCCGAACCACUCGGAGUCGUCCAGCCAGCGAGCGCGUUUAUCUUCCGAGUUAGUGGACAGUAUUAGUGAAAUGAACAAUAAAUCUUUGAGUGUCCUGAAUGACAUUAAUGGAAAUUUAAAGCGAAUCGCGGAUUGUUUGGAAAUUAUUGUGAAACGCGCGUUUCCGGAAUAAUAAAUGAUAAAUAUACAAAUACAUGUUUAUAGAUGUGUAUAUAACAAAAAGGCCAUGUAAUAUAUUACAGAAAUAAUCUAUACAUAUUAUAUAUA
Messenger RNA from Temnothorax curvispinosus, 950 nucleotides. RefSeq lists its product as uncharacterized. The record is from RefSeq and is a predicted model, not a curated record. The transcript is spliced from 5 exons. NCBI's taxonomy places the organism in Eukaryota, Metazoa, Arthropoda, Insecta, Hymenoptera, Formicidae. Bases 223 to 855 code for a protein of 210 amino acids.